CUCCAACAGUACAUACAAUAUCGCCUCAUUUUCUCUGCCUGAUAAACAGGUUAUCUCAUCCGAUCCUAGGCAAGAGCAUAUCUUGCAUGAACACAAACACGAAACGAAUUACAACAAGGAUGUCACAUUGAUAGACCUCCUGUGUCGCCAUGUUAAUCGCCAAUACAAGUUGUUACAUCAAGUCACUCGAGACAUUGAAGUAUGUCAGGACUUGGCAGAACCCAACUGUUCAGAAGAAGCGGCGCGAUUAUUGGUAAAUCAUGUAGCCCACUUGAUGCAAUCUUCCUUGGAAGUCCAGAAGGAGAUCACCGCCGUUGUUCAAACAUCCAUCUAUCAAACGCAAGCGCCAAAGUCUCUGUCGACUGUUCAUUCGCCGACACCUACAGCAGUACAAGAGAGCAGUGCAUACGUAUCUGAUUUGGCAACACAGCAUACAACCUAUCGUUACAUCCAAGAUGACAAGCAUUCCACAGAGUCCGAUUCAGCACUGAAACUAUGCAAGGAACAAGGCACACGAGCUUCGCUGUCACCGUCACCGUCACCGUCUAGCCAACCAGUGAACCGACAUCAGCGUUGGCGGCUGGUCUUGUCGCCUUCCACACCUGCCCUUGGUUCGAAUUCACCAAGGACUCCUCCCUGUGCCCAACCGUUUACGCCUGCCUGUAAUUUUGAGCGUAUCUACGGUGACCGUAGCGCACCAGGCACUUGUUGCUAUUGCAACCAAGCUAUUACUUUUCAAAAGUCUCAAUCAGCCGAAGCGGUGCUUCAAACACUGCACGACUCUUGGAUGGCGAGCGAUAAAGACAGCAAUGGCAGUGGUAGCAGUACCGUCUUAUCCACGCAAAUUCACAGUCUGUCCGAUUCAACCACGCUCAACAGCAUCUUGGAUACGUUUCCGCGUUUGGAAACUUUCACUAGAAGUCGGUCCGUCGCUUCCUCCCUAGAAUGCCUAUCAUCUGAUGAACACGGUUUCCGUUCGCUGUUUCGACCCGUCAUGAAGAAAAAAUCAUCCCUUUUCAACUUGUUUCGGCCCAAGAAAAAUAAAGUGACGAUCCACGACACGAAACUGGAAGUCUAAUAACUUUUCAAAAGUAACCAAACAAGAAACAGACAUCAAUAAUCACCCUAUUCAUUGCCAUUUGCCGAAAAAAACAUUAAAUUGUAUUGGGACAUGUAUUUAGCCAUUUCGCG
Messenger RNA from Radiomyces spectabilis, 1191 nucleotides. RefSeq lists its product as uncharacterized. Bases 275 to 1078 code for a protein of 267 amino acids. The transcript has a single exon. NCBI's taxonomy places the organism in Eukaryota, Fungi, Mucoromycota, Mucoromycetes, Mucorales, Radiomycetaceae. The record is from RefSeq and is a predicted model, not a curated record.